AUGAAUAUUUCCUGCGUAGGCUUGCAUCGGCAACAGCAGCAGCAGAAGCCUCAGCAGCAACCGCUGCGGGCGCAGCAGCAACCGCUGCAGCAGCAACCGCUGCAGCAGCAAAAGCUGCAGCAGCAACAGCUGGAGCAGCAAACGCUGCAGCAGCAAAAGCUGCAGCAGCAACCGCUGCAGCAGCAACCGCUGCAGCAGCAAACGCUGCAGCAGCAACCGUUGCAGCAGCAACCGUUGCAGCAGCAACCGUUGCAGCAGCAGCCGCUGCAGCAGAAACCGCUGCAGCAGCAACCGUUGCAGCAGCAACCGCUGCAGCAGCAAACGCUGCAGCAGCAACAGCUUACUGUAGUGGAUAUGAGUGAAGACAAUGGAGCAGCAACAACUGCAGCAGCAACAGCUGCAGCAGCAACAGCUGCAGCAGCAACAGCUGCAGCAGCAAACGCUGCAGCAGCAACAGCUUACUGUAGUGGAUAUGAGUGA
Eimeria mitis is the source of this 480-nucleotide messenger RNA. RefSeq lists its product as uncharacterized. Lineage: Eukaryota; Apicomplexa; Conoidasida; Eucoccidiorida; Eimeriidae. The transcript is spliced from 3 exons. The coding region runs from base 1 to 480 and encodes 159 amino acids. The record is from RefSeq and is a predicted model, not a curated record.